This is a messenger RNA of Caenorhabditis briggsae, 1398 nucleotides long. The transcript is spliced from 6 exons. The record is from RefSeq and is a predicted model, not a curated record. NCBI's taxonomy places the organism in Eukaryota, Metazoa, Nematoda, Chromadorea, Rhabditida, Rhabditidae. Bases 1 to 1398 code for a protein of 465 amino acids.
AUGCGAAUAAACUUUACAAAAUUUCACGAUUUAUUUCAAAAAAGAGUGCUCCUGGAGCUGGGAACUAAAGAGUUGACGAAUUUUGCAACCCUGUCGAGAAAAUCGCGGGCUAAAGUGAGAAGUAUACGAUGGCCAAAAGUAGAAACAUUUAUUGAUUGCGUAAAUUUUCGAGCGGAUGCAACAAUACAAUACGGAAAUGAUCAACAGCGAGAAUUUCACCUAUCGUUGGAAACCAAACCCAAUGAAUACAUCGAUAAAGAUGAAGAAGAAGAUUUCUACACUGUAAAUGGCCAAGUCUUCAAAAUGAGUUUGCUCGCACGACUUUGGACAAUGUGUGGUGAAAGUUUAGAGGAUUCCAUUAAUAAGAGGUUCGGAGCUGUCUGCAUUUAUUUUCUCACACAUUUCAAUGUCAUUCAUACUCUGAAAGUAGCUGUUGGAACACAAAUGCCACGUUAUUUUGAUCCAAGAAUAACAUGCAUUGUGAGAUAUGAAAAUAUCACUACGGAGGAUGAAGACAAUGAAUUUGGAAUAUAUGACAGUUGGUCAGUAUUCAAGAAGUUAUACGAUGUUGUUUAUAAUGAUCUCAAUUCUGACUUCCCAUCUGGAAAUAGUACUGAAAACCGUAAGGGGUUCAGUGUAAUUCAUCGAGAAACAUACGGGAUAGAGGAAAACACCAUCCUGAACUUUUCGGGAGAGACUGGUGUUUUCUAUAACACCCGUUUUAGUCGAAAAGAAAUAACCGAUUUUGUGACUGCAUGGCUCAACGGAGAAAGCAACAUAACGGGAUCUCUGAUAUUUUCUCAGAGCAAAGGGAUUCAUUUGGAUACAUUUGAAAUCAGUUUCAGCUUUAAAAAUUUCAAUAAACAAAGAGGACCAGAACUACGAUUUCCUCUUCCAGAAGAAAUAACGCGAUUCUGUGAAGAAAGUGGUGUGUGGACCGAUCUAAGUGAGAGAAGUACUAAACGCAUUGACAAAAAAAGAUUCGAUUUGGUUCGAGAAUGUGAUCAGAAGAGAUGCACAGAACCGAUUGUAUCAGAUGAGGAAAUCAAAAAACUAGCGCCAACGUUCACUCCCCUUGAAGAACAUCUUGAUAAUAGCAUGGUUUAUCUAUUAAUUAGGGAUAGAGAACUUUCUGAACCUGACUGGGAUUAUCUUUCGGAAUACUCUGAACCUGACUGGGAUUAUCUAAAACAAUUCCACAGGUUGGACAAAAAUUGGUAUAUUUUACGCCCGAAACCACCCAGAUAUCAAAGACAAUCGUUUGUUCAUGUUGUAACAGACACCAAAAACGUUGAGGAGCUAAAUGAAAUUAGUGGAAAUGAAGAUGUGGAACUACCUGCUGAUUUACCGGUUCUCGACGAAAGCAGUGGCAUCGAAAGCUUCCAACCGCAGGAAUAA